Suillus bovinus is the source of this 652-nucleotide messenger RNA. RefSeq lists its product as uncharacterized. The transcript has 2 exons. Lineage: Eukaryota; Fungi; Basidiomycota; Agaricomycetes; Boletales; Suillaceae. Bases 198 to 575 code for a protein of 125 amino acids. The record is from RefSeq and is a predicted model, not a curated record.
UAGGCUGACCUAGAUUUUCCACAGGGUGACAACCGCCAUCAUUGUAAUCACCAACAUCAUAGCCUCUCUCGGAACUUCGUUUUGCUCAUGAUCAUCAUGCAUAGGCUUGAUUCUUCUGGUAUAUCACAUAUCACUGGUCACUAACAAAUUGUGUUCCUUAUUGGUCGCCCUAACGGCCUAAGACAUUGUACCAUCUGAUGUUCCUGCAAAAUAUCUUUGAGUGUCCCAUCUUAACCCUUCUUCACCUUCAACUCCACUUCUGCAUCAUGGGUACGAUGAUAGUACUAACCUGUGGUUGGAUCUCUAUCUACUCACGAACUCAAGUUCCUACAGAAUUGCUGAUCUACGAUACUAGUCUUAUACAUAUGGGAGUCUGCACCCCAAGAACUUUGGCCGUCGCGUUUGACAUAUCUACACUCCACCUGAGGACGAUCAGCCCAUCGGUCGACGAAUCAUCUAUUCUCGCGCUCAAAGGCCAUACAUACCCAACGCACAAUUUUGCAAUCAUUGUAAUUAUUGGUUCUUUGUCAUUCUUCAUGCUUCGUGCUCGGACAAACGAUAAUCCGAGACAAUGAUUAAUAUGUCGAAUUCUCAAAUUGACAACUAUCUAAACUCUGACACGCCAUUUCUACAUUCCCUGAUCCCUACGAUC